Messenger RNA from Vicugna pacos (alpaca), 3621 nucleotides. The record is from RefSeq and is a predicted model, not a curated record. Lineage: Eukaryota; Metazoa; Chordata; Mammalia; Artiodactyla; Camelidae.
GCCAGUUCUACUUCUGACACCUCAUUCCAGCCACCCUUCUGCCUAUGAUGAGAGCCUCCUGCAGCCUCAGCCAUAGUCCCACUGGGGGUCCUUGGGCCCAGGACAUGCGGUGAUCUCAGAACAGGGGCAGCCACCACCACCCAGGCCUCACCAGCCAUGAACGCCCACCCCAAGGAGAUGGUGCCCUUCAUGGGCAGAAGAGCCACCAUUGCCAGUGGGAGUCCUGCCAUCAUGCAGGAGAAGAGGCCGGCAGACAUCACCCCCACCAAGAAGAGUGCACACUUCUUCCUGGAGAUAGAAGGCUUUGAGCCCAACCCCACUGUCGCCAAGACCUCUCCCCCCAUCUUCUCCAAGCCUAUGGACUCCAACAUCCGGCAGUGCAUCUCUGGCAACUGUGACGACAUGGACUCCCCACAGUCUCCUCAGGAUGACGUGACAGAGACCCCGUCCAAUCCCAACAGUCCCAGUGCAAACCUGGCCAAAGAAGAGAGGAGGUGCAAAAAGAAGCGGCUGAAAAAGCGCAUCUUUGCCGCCGUGUCAGAGGGCUGCGUGGAGGAGCUGCUGGAGCUGCUGGUGGAGCUGAAGGAGCUUUGCAAGUGGCGCCAUGAAAGUGAUGUGCCUGACUUCCUCAUGCAUAAGCUGACGGCCAUGGACACAGGGAAGACCUGCCUGAUGAAGGCCCUGUUAAACAUCAACCCCAACACCAAGGAGAUCGUGCGGAUCCUACUGGCCUUUGCUGAUGAGAAUGACAUCCUGGACAGAUUCAUCAAUGCUGAGUACACGGAGGAGGCCUACGAAGGGCAGACGGCGCUGAACAUCGCCAUCGAGCGGCGGCAGGGAGACAUCACCGCGGUGCUCAUCGCGGCUGGCGCCGACGUCAACGCCCACGCCAAAGGGGUCUUCUUCAACCCCAAGUACCAGCACGAAGGCUUCUACUUCGGUGAGACACCCCUGGCCCUGGCAGCCUGCACCAACCAGCCCGAGAUCGUGCAGCUGCUGAUGGAGAACGAGCAGACGGACAUCACCUCCCAGGACCCACGGGGAAACAACAUCCUCCACGCGCUGGUGAGGGUGGCCGAGGACUUCAAGACGCAGAAUGACUUCGUCAAGCGCACGUAUGACAUGAUCCUGCGGAGGAGUGGCAACUGGGAGCUGGAGACCAUGCGGAACAAUGAUGGCCUGACGCCGCUGCAGCUGGCCGCCAAGAUGCGCAAGGCCGAGGUGGGCGAGACUGGGAUGGGGGCUGUAGGCACGCUCCCCAAGGGGCCCUAUCCUCUUGCCGAAAGCCCCAGGCUCCUGUGGCAUUUGGCUGCUGUCUGGAACCGACACGAGAUGCUGACCCUGGAGCCCCUGCACACGCUGCUGCAUACGAAGUGGAAGAAGUUUGCCAAGUAUAUGUUCUUCCUGUCCUUCUGCUUUUAUUUCUUCUACAACAUCACCCUGACCCUCAUCUCCUACUACCGCCCCCGGGAGGAGGAGGCCCUGCCACACCCCUUGGCCCUCACGCACAAAAUGGCGUGGCUGCAGCUGCUAGGAAGGAUGUUCGUGCUCAUCUGGGCCAUGUGCAUUUCUGUGAAAGAGGGCAUCGCCAUCUUCCUGCUGAGACCCUCAGAUCUUCAGUCCAUCCUCUCGGACGCCUGGUUUCACUUUGUCUUUUUUAUCCAAGCUGUGCUUGUGAUACUGUCUGUCUUCUUGUACUUGUUUGCCUACAAAGAGUACCUCGCCUGCCUCGUGCUGGCCAUGGCCCUGGGCUGGGCGAACAUGCUCUACUACACGCGGGGAUUCCAGUCCAUGGGCAUGUACAGCGUCAUGAUCCAGAAGGUCAUUUUGCACGAUGUCCUGAAGUUCUUGUUUGUAUAUAUCGUGUUCUUACUUGGAUUUGGAGUAGCCCUGGCAUCGCUGAUCGAGAAGUGCCCCAAGGACCAUGAGGACUGCAGCUCAUAUGGCAGCUUCAGCGAUGCGGUGCUGGAACUCUUCAAGCUCACCAUAGGCCUGGGCGACCUGAACAUCCAGCAGAACUCCAAGUACCCCAUCCUCUUCCUGUUCCUGCUCAUCACCUACGUCAUCCUCACCUUCGUCCUCCUCCUCAACAUGCUCAUUGCCCUGAUGGGAGAGACCGUGGAGGACGUCUCCAAGGAGAGUGAGCGCAUCUGGCGCCUACAGAGAGCCAGGACCAUCUUGGAGUUUGAGAAAAUGUUACCAGAAUGGCUGAGGAGCAGAUUCCAGAUGGGAGAGCUGUGUAAAGUGGCCGAGGAAGAUUUCCGACUGUGUUUGCGGAUCAACGAGGUGAAGUGGACUGAAUGGAAAACUCACGUCUCCUUCCUCAACGAAGAUCCGGGGCCUGGGAGACAGACAGAUUUCAACAAACUCCAAGAUUCUUCCAGGAGCAACAGCAAAACUACCCUCAAUGCAUUUGGUGAAAUCGAUGAAUUUCCGGAAACGUCAGUGUAGAAGCAGAACCCGGAGCUCGUGUGCGAGUGGGCUGUCUGAUGCUGCAGGCUGGGUCAUGGACUCGGUGCUGAGGGCUUUGCAGGGUGAUGGAGCCUGGUUCUGCUAACAGAGACAAGGAAAGCACCCUCAUGCUGAGCAAGUGGCUGAACCCGGGGGCAGCUGUCAGUUUGCCUGAGUGGGAAACAGCCUGGAUUUUGUCACUCAACAAAGAGCUUGUAUACACGCACGGCCGGCAGUCCUGACCCUGGAGUCCUGGGAAUCCCGAAUUCUGAGUGAAGUCCCUGUGUUCCCCAGCUUCAGGUCAAUGUGGCUCGGAGAGAAGGUUGGCAGGGAAAGGGUGGGGAUCGGAGGAGCAGGGAGAGGAGUCUUCCUGCCAACAUCGUGACAGCUCCCACCCCAGUGCACACAUUCCACCAUCUCCCCUACUAUGACUGGGUCUCCUGGAUUUAAGGGACUCUCAAUCCCACCCCAGGGGCCAGACGGGAAUGAGUUUCUGGAACCUUCAGGGAGCAGGAAUACAACCUUGAAAUGAGUAGCCUUGGUACUCAAGGUUCAAACUGUCUCACACUGAGAGGUGUUUUUAGUAGAAUAAUUAACACAGGGCUUUUCUUUUCAAUAGAGAAAGAUCAUUUCAGUUUUGCAUGAAAAUUACUUCAGAUGAAGUAUGUGAUUAUUAAAAUCUGAGAAGUAGAUUUUGGGAUUUGGGGCUGGGUGUAAGUAUUAUAUACUUGGCCUUGGGGUGGCCAGAACAAGGGCAAAAAGCUUUUCUUUAUGCACAUAGAAGCCCACAUGAGACACAGCAGGCAGGGCCUGCGAUCUGGGUGAAAGAUCUUGGCUCUUUGCCUUGUCCCAGCCCUGCCACAGUGCGUGCUUCCAAGCUGGGAUUGUGGCUUUAUCUGAAACAGAAAUGGCAGCUGCUCUGUUUACGUGGUCUUGAAUCUCAGAGGUUACUCCUGUACAUCAGUAUUUCUCAUUGGAAGAAUUUAACAAAAUACCUGAAAUACUCUGGUAGUAACUAUUUUUGUUAACUGUGAAUUUUGAAGCAGAGGAAAAGGCGUAUGAAAAAGCUGAAGCAGCUGGUUGAGCACUUACUGGGAUGUUGUGAAAGAUCACAACUGGAUGAACUUGAAGGUCCUUUCAGCCUGGAAAUCAGCAUCCUGCAUCUGGAGU